This is a messenger RNA of Osmia lignaria (orchard mason bee), 1903 nucleotides long. RefSeq lists its product as uncharacterized. NCBI's taxonomy places the organism in Eukaryota, Metazoa, Arthropoda, Insecta, Hymenoptera, Megachilidae. The record is from RefSeq and is a predicted model, not a curated record.
CUCUGAUCGGUUAGCUUGGUGGAUCAGACGCGUGGAUCGAACGGUCCGAUCAUCCUAGACACGGGUCACCCGGUGCUCCCUGAUACGAAACAGGACAUUCGUCGAAAGAAAGAAAGAAAGAAAGAAAGAAACGAAUUGAGAGAACAAUGAAGUUUGCGAUAGCAUUGGCGGUGCUGUGCUGCCUGACAAUCGGGGCGUUCGCACUACCAACGGCCAAGAUAUCCGAAGAGAAAACGUUGAACCGUAACGUGGUUGGAACGCAAAGGCAAGCGGCCCAACCACCAGCGGUCAGCGAAGACGAGGACGACGACGACGACGACGACGACGUGGAUUUCGAUAUCACGGGUGACGACGACGACGACGACGACGACGAGGAGGAAGAUGACGACGAUGACGACGAUUCUGAUUAUCUGGAACGUUUCAUCGAGGAUAUAUUAGGCGAAGAGGACGAUGACGACGACGACGACGAGGAAACGAGCGCCGUAGAACCCGUUGCCCCAGCAUCGCAACCGGCCGUCCAAGCGAUUCCGGCCGCUGUCGAAGCUGAUCUAAAUGCCGCGGCUCAAGAAACGGAACAGGCGGCGGAAGUUGCGGCCGAGGCAACGGGGGCGGAUAACGAAUCGACCGGUGCCGAGGACGAAGAGGGUAACACGAUCGCCGAGGGUCAGGCGGCCUCCAACGUACACGAGUCGACUUUGGAAGUUGCGGAAUCGGUGUCGAAUCCUGUCCACGUUCCCGCCGUGUCUACCAACGUGGCCGACACGGACGACGAGGACGACGACGACGAUGACGACGACGACGACGAAGACGUCGAUCUCGUCUACACCGAGGAGGAGGAGGAGGACGAGGACGAGGACGAAGACGACGAGGAUGACGACGAUGUCGACAGCAUCACCGACAUCGCCGGCGCCAGACAAGCACGUGGCAUGCGAUCGGAUUCGAGCAGCGACGUAUCAGCGAUCUACGUGGCAAAAUACAAUCGUUUCGUCGACAACAUCUUGGAAAGGAUAAAUAAAAUCUUGCGCAACAAUUACGAUCCGGUGACGGUGAAACUGACCAAUCCAAAUACUAGAUCAAAGACGAACAAACAAAAGAGCAAAGGGAAAUUGAAGAAGAACAGUAAUAAGAGCGGGACGAAGAAAAGCGGUGUCGAUAGAGUAACGAUCACUACCGAGAAGAUCGCUAUGGAUCUUCUUGAAAAUACACAGAAAACUUUGGAGAAUACCGAAAACAUCACUGCAUCUUUGAACGCGAUCGAAAAGGAGGCACUCGCAACUACUUCGUCCGACAUUGGGAACAGAUCCAUAAUGGAAUCCGCUACAAAAUCUACAAAUCGACGCACGUCUGGUACAGGCAGUAAAAAAACGAACAAAAAUCGAGGUACAACGAAAAACAAAACGAAGAAUCAAGUAACAAAUAACAAAAAUAAGGCGAAGAAAGCUAAGCCAAAAGCACGGGCAACCCUUUACGGACUCGCGAGCCUUCAAAGAUCGGGUGAUGUAUCGGUGAACAUGAUGAGCGAUCACACCAUGAUAAAGACGAGAUUCACGCUGGGUCCUCUUAUAUUGAAAGUUGAAAAGGAAUUCGGUAGAACGGCGAAGAAAGAACUGAGAAGCGCGACUGCAACCACCGCUGAAAUGUCCGGAAAAUUGAGUCUUCGAGUUCUUCACGGUGGCGUUGCUACCCUCAAUUCUAUUCGAGUUCUGCAACCAAAACAAGUGCGAGUGGAAAGCACGGACGAUCACGACAGAACACGUGAAUUCGUAUGGAAAAGAUCUUCCCACAUCGCUCAUUUGGUUUCAGAGAAAUUAUCGUUAGCUACAAAAUCAAUGCUCCGACCUCCACCUGUUACAAUAACUUCCGCAUAAAAUUUCGUCGUUGUAAACUGUUGAUCUUUUUCGAA